AUUCUUCAUUUUUGGUGAAGAACCGAACGAGAAACUAAACUGUUGAACCGGUAAGGAAAUUUGCAAAAGCUGAAGAACAAAAACCCUAACGCGAAGAAGAUCGAGAUGAAACCAUCCGUUGCAAGAAAUGUUUACCUCUAUUCGCGCAGUUUGUUAAUGCCGAAUCCUUGCCCUGCUACCACUUCAUUUUGGUCCAACUAUAGACUUUUCUCUUCCAAAAGCCCUAAUCAACCUCUUGCUGGAUCAAACUCGGGUCAUACUCGUGAUAGCAAUGAUAAUAGCCUUCACGAUGAAGAUGAUAUCAGCAAUAAAGCGCUGAAGAGGCAGAUAGAUAAGUUCUUUGAAGGAGAUGAAGAAGCAUUCCCAUCAAUAUUUGAAGCCAUACUGAAAAGAAAGUUGGCUGGAAAAAGUGAGGAAUCAGAUGAGGAAUUGAUGAAUGACCUUCAAGCCCAACCCCGACAGCAUGAUGCUGCUGAUAAAGGGUCCAACUCCGAUUGAAUUGAAGCACAGAGUAAUUUGUACCUGUAUGAGUACUGCAAUUGAUUAACCAUUGAGAAUACAAGGUUAUAGAUCCAUGAUUGUCAUCGAGCGAGUUUUUAGAGUAUUAAUUUUUUGUAUUUUCAUGUUUUUGUCGAUGUAAUUCCAUCUUUAUAUAUCUUGCUGUUUUUUCUCUUUUCUAUAAAGAUCACCAUUGUGGUGGGAGUUAACCAAAAGGAGAAUACAUAAGAAAGAGGACCAAAUAAUUCUAAGUUCCUCAACUGUACUGUGCAUUGAACAGGCUCAAUCCAAUGUAAGAUGUUAUAAAAUACAGAUGACUUGUACAUGUU
This is a messenger RNA of Nicotiana tabacum (common tobacco), 827 nucleotides long. RefSeq lists its product as uncharacterized. NCBI's taxonomy places the organism in Eukaryota, Viridiplantae, Streptophyta, Magnoliopsida, Solanales, Solanaceae. The record is from RefSeq and is a predicted model, not a curated record.